UAUCGUACAGGGCAUUGGAGUUGUUGUGACCAAUGUGUGUGUCACCGUAAACAGCUCAGGGUUUAUUCGAGAGGUCACCUGCUUGUGAUUAUGUUAAAACAGUCCACCUGGACUAGACAGCACUUACUCAAAACAUUUUUAAAUAAAAUGCCAUUCUAUGCAGUAAGAACUGGAAAGAGACCAGGAGUAUACAAUACUUGGCCAGAAUGUCAAAGUCAGGUAAAAGGGUUUCCAAAUGCAAGGUAUAAAAAAUUUGAUACCAAGGCAGCUGCAUGGGAUUUUGUUCAUGGUGCAGAUGCCAGUUCAAAUAAGGGAUACAACAGCAAUGCACAACAUCACUCCACUGCCCCAAAAAGUUCAGGCUCAAGUUCUGGUCUGGGUGACAUCAAAAUGCAGUUGAAUUUGCUGACCACUACAUUGGUUGGAUGCAGAGUCAAUCUAGACACAACCCCUGGUCGACGUUCGCUAUCUACCCUAGCACAGAAGCAAAUGCAAGUCUUUUUGGGAAAUGUGAACCGCCUUGAAACUGAGGCUAGAGAACUGUCAUUUGUGAUAGAUCAAGAAGAUAGUGGCAAUGGAAGCAAAAGGCCAUCAACAUCAAGUGAGGAACCAGAAUAUAAAAAGAUGAAGAAAGGAGAGUUUGGUGAUUCAGAUACAGGCUCUGUUGUGAUUGUCUACACUGAUGGGGCAUGUAUCAACAAUGGGAAAGAGAAUGCUAGAGCUGGCAUAGGAGUAUACUGGGGUCCUGAUAAUCCUAUGAAUGUGUCUGAAAGGUUACCUGGAAAACAGACAAAUAACAGAGCUGAAAUUCAUGCAGCAGUAAGGGCAAUACAACAGGCUAAAGAGAUGGGAAAACAUGAUGUUAUCAUUCGCACAGAUAGCAUGUUCCUUAUAAAUAGUAUGACACAAUGGAUAGAAAAAUGGAGAAGCAAUGGUUGGAAGGUUGCCAAAGGAGCAGGUGUACUGAACAAAGAUGAUUUUCUAGAAUUGGAGAGAGUGAGUGAAGGAAUGCACAUUAAAUGGGAGCAUGUACCGGCACAUGUUGGCAUUGAAGGCAAUGAAGCAGCAGAUCAUCUAGCCAAUGAAGGAGCUGCUAAACCUCUGAAAUUUUCUUGAUGAACAAUGAAAUCAAACAUCUUUCUGAAUUCAUGGUCAUUUUCAAGUGUAUAUGGUGCUGUUGAACACAUGCAGAAAAAACAAAGACAAACUGUAAAAAUAUUUACUGUGAUUUCUUUAUUUCAUUUAUUUUUGCUAGAAUAUACAACUUAAGUUGCUUAAAAAACAUUGCACUGAGAUGAUGCAUGGUGCAGUGAUGAAGGGGGACAUUUUGAAAAAAUCUGGAAAAAGAAGCACCAAAGGUGCCAAGAGGGUGAAAUUAACACAACACCCAUAUUUGGAUUGCCAGAUAAACCCUGAAUAUUUGUAACUCUCAAGCUGACUCAAGGUGAUGAUGUCUUGUUGGGUGUAAAUUGUAAUAAAAAUUAUAAAUUAUGUGAAUAAUUGAAUGAGUAAGCUGGGUGUUUGUCAUUUGCAUUUAGAAAUUGGUGUUUUCACAUUACUUGAAGAACAGUGCUUUUAAUUGUUUCAAAGAGUGUUGGAUGUAAGAUUUCUGUGCAGUAUUCCAUUACUUCAGCACAGAUUUGUAGCUAUCAACCCUCAAAUUGAUAAAUAGAUCUAACAGAUUAAACCCAUACAACCCUGUACACAUUUAAGUAACCAUGGUCAUGGUCAGUCUUAACGUUAUGAAUUGAGUGAGUGUGGAUUCCUCAUGAGGCAUACAAACCACUUCUACUAGUUUCUUAUAUGACUCAAACAAAGUUGAUAAACCAAAUUAGUCCCUUGUUCAGCCAAAAAAUACCUUUAAAACUGCACCUUCUUCAAAUUUCUCGACAUAAAUUACUCUGUCCCUUCAGUUGGUGAGAGUAUGCUUAAUGACUAAAUACUGUGCAUGCAUAGUGAAGUCAUCACUCCCAUGUAUGGGUGUAGCUGUGUUCCCAGUUGCCUACUUAGUUAAUCAAGAUGACUGAAACGACCAAUGGA
Molecule: messenger RNA, 2040 nt
Organism: Lingula anatina
Lineage: Eukaryota; Metazoa; Brachiopoda; Lingulata; Lingulida; Lingulidae
Product: ribonuclease H1
Biological process (GO): DNA replication, removal of RNA primer
Molecular function (GO): magnesium ion binding; nucleic acid binding; RNA-DNA hybrid ribonuclease activity
Source: RefSeq, a predicted model, not a curated record